AUGUCAGCAUGUAAUGCUCUCGACGUGAUCAAUUUCUCUCUCUCAGUCUCAGUUGUUAGAGGAGAGAAACUUUAUGUGUUGCUUGAGAGGGGUUGUAUAGAUUCAUUAGAGAUGAAGAUAUGGGUGAUCGAUGAGGCCAAAGAUACUAAUAUCCAAUACUUUUUAGAUGUGGAUUUCGGUAAUAUUACGCUAACUGGUAUGUCGACUGUGGAGAGUUUCUUGGUGGACGAGGAGAAUAAAAGGGUCGUGUGUUGUCGUAGAGACAAGAAAAAUAGAGAGAGGACCAUAUUUUACAUUGUUGGAGGAAAGCAUAAUAUAUCUGUACGUAGACAAGCUCUUGGAGAGAUUGCACGAGAAUCAUAUGAUUAUUGGCCACUUCUCGUCAGUUAUGUUCCAAGUUUGAUUCAAAUUCAGCAAGGGGAAGCGAAUGUAAAAGGUGUUUUUUCGUCCAUUUAA
Messenger RNA from Thlaspi arvense, 456 nucleotides. Lineage: Eukaryota; Viridiplantae; Streptophyta; Magnoliopsida; Brassicales; Brassicaceae. The record is from the annotation of a GenBank genome assembly.